Messenger RNA from Agrilus planipennis (emerald ash borer), 2577 nucleotides. RefSeq lists its product as uncharacterized. Lineage: Eukaryota; Metazoa; Arthropoda; Insecta; Coleoptera; Buprestidae. The record is from RefSeq and is a predicted model, not a curated record. The coding region runs from base 1 to 2577 and encodes 858 amino acids. The transcript has 5 exons.
AUGGCUUUGCACAAUUCUGUCGGGAAUAGUAGCCAGACAUCAACCGAUUCAGAAAUCGCAUUGUCCGUCAACCGCGUCGCAUUUCGUGUACCAUCGUUCAUCCCUGCAGAUCCAGAGUUAUGGUUUGCAAUGGUGGAAAGUAGCUUUGCAAAUGCGAAAGUGACUACCGACGCCACCAAGUUCAGUUGCGUCAUAGAAGCCUUGGAGCCACGAUACGCCUUAGAAGUUAGAGACAUCAUAGUCAACAAGCCUGAAAGGGACGCAUACGAGAUACUAAAAGCAGAGUUGGUCAAAAGGCUCAGCACGUCCCAGGAGCAGAAAACCAGACGCCUACUAGAGAUGGAAGAGUUAGGGGACCGAAAGCCGUCGCAAUUUCUCCGUCAUCUAAAAGGACUUGCAGGCAGCACCGUUCCCGAGUCCAUGCUGCGGACGCUGUGGUUCGCUCGCAUACCAACAAGCAUGCAAGCUAUUUUAGCCGCACAUCGCGACCUAUCAUUAGAAAAGUUGGCUGACUUAGCUGACUCUAUUAUGGACCUAACGGACAAUCGCCCACGAGUAGCAGAAACCAUGUCGUCCCCUGGUGAUCAAUUAGCAGCACAACUACAGCAGCUAACUCUUACGCUACAGAGAGAGAGAUCGCAUCAAUUAAACAAGAAGUGUCCGAACUGCGAUACCAACAUAAACAACGGUCAAGAUCGCGUUCCAGUUCACGUCCUCGUUUCCGAAACCGCAGUGCAUCCAGUGGUAGUUGUUGACGACAGAUUCGGGAAACGCUACGGGGAGUCGUUGAUGUCGGCGGACGACCUAGGCCCCUCAGUAUCUCGCCGCAUCUUCGUGACCGACGUCCAAACCAAAACACAGUUCCUGAUAGAUACCGGAGCUGAUUUGUGUGUAUAUCCCCGUUCGCUCGUAAAGGGACCGUGUCAAAAGUCAACAUAUCAACUUUGCGCAGCCAAUGGAACAACAAUAGCGACUUUCGGUACAAUCACCUUAACUCUCAACCUCGGUCUACGUCGUGAUUUUUCGUGGAGAUUUGUAGUUGCUGACGUCUCAAAGCCCAUAAUAGGUGUCGAUUUUCUUUCAUAUUACAAUCUUCUGGUAGAUGUAAGAAAUCGAAAACUCCAGGUUGCGACGACACAAAUCACUGCUAGAGGGACAGCCGCGAACGGAAGUCUUCCGUGUAUCAAGACCAUUUCCGGUUCUACAAUUUUUCAUGAACUGCUAUCCAAGUUUCCGGAAAUAACGCGACCAGAUGGAGUGGUGAAGAGCACGAGACAUCACACCAAGCAUCAUAUCGAAACUACGCCAGGGCCACCCGUUGCUCAUAAACCGCGACGGCUAGCCCCAGACAAGCUAAAAAUUGCCAAAAAGAAGUUCGAUAUCAUGCUGAGAACAGGAAUUGCAAGACCCUCCAAAAGCUGCUGGUCCUCUCCACUUCACAUGGUGCCGAAGCAAGGGAAUGAAUGGAGACCGUGUGGUGACUACCGGAGCUUGAACGCUCGUACGAAACCCGACAGAUAUCCGGUACGUCACAUUCACGACUUUUCGCAGACACUCUCCAACAAAAAAAUCUUCUCUACCAUAAACCUUGUGAAGGCCUUUCACCAGAUUCCGGUCGCUGAAGAAGACAUAAUGAAAACAGCGAUAACCACACCGUUCGGGUUGUACGAAUUUCCGUACAUGGAAACGCCAGAGCAGCACGAAUGUCAUCUAAGGGCGCUAUUUGAGCGUCUACAGUUCUACGGCGUGGUCAUUAACCCCGCGAAGUGUGUGUUUGGCGAAUCAAAAGUUAAGUUUCUCGGGUAUCUCGUGUCUAGUGAAGGAACGCAGCCUCUUCCUGAGAAAGUAGAAGCCAUUCGUUCGUAUCCGUUGCCGGAAACUGUGAAACAACUUCGUCGCUUUUUGGGCAUGUUGAAUUUCUACAGGCGAUUUAUUCCUAAUGCAGCAACAGUCCAAGCAGUGCUGAAUAACUUAUUACAAGGCAACGCAAAAGGCAAAACACCAGUGGUAUGGACAACAACAACCAAAGAGGCAUUUGAGGUAUGCAAGGAUAGUUUAGCCCAAGCUACCUUGCUUGCUCAUCCUACACCCGACUCGCCACUAGCAGUUUUCUCUGACGCAUCAGAUUUAACCAUUGGUGCAGUCCUACAACAAUUAGUCGAUUCAUCAUGGCAACCAUUGGCAUUUUUCUCGAGAAAACUGACGACAACAGAGAGAAAGUAUGCAGCCUACGACAGGGAGCUACUAGCUAUAUACGAAGCCAUAAAAUAUUUUCGACACAUGGUAGAAGGCAGACAAUUCAGCAUAUUCACCGAUCAUCGACCGCUGACAUUUGCGUUCAAGAAAAAAGAAAAACAGUGCACGCCUCGUCAAUUCAGAGAUGGGAUUACUAGUCUAGUAAUCACGUGCCUAGUCCGAGCCGCCACACUCGGAAAGUCAGGAGACUUUCCGGGAACGAUCAAGCGGGUCGAGUCGGUGGCCCAGCCCGUUAACGUUGUGAUCGGUCGUCGUCGUACUCUCGCACUCGUACUCGGUUCGAACCCCGGCCGCGCGAAAAAAAUCGUCUACGGCAACUAA